Molecule: messenger RNA, 3747 nt
Organism: Mesocricetus auratus (golden hamster)
Lineage: Eukaryota; Metazoa; Chordata; Mammalia; Rodentia; Cricetidae
Gene: Wdr59
Product: WD repeat domain 59
Exons: 27
Coding region: 122-3124 (1000 amino acids)
Molecular function (GO): protein binding
Source: RefSeq, a predicted model, not a curated record
AGGCGGGGAAAUGGGCGUGGCCUGAUUGAUUGCCAGGCGUUGUGGGGCUUACUAGCCUGGGAAGUGUCAGGGUUUGGAGUUGGGGGUCGCCGACAGGCACCCCCGCGGCCGGGGUAAGGAGAUGGCGGCACGCUGGAGCAGCGAGAACGUGGUGGUGGAAUUUCGGGACUCUCAGGCAACUGCCAUGUCUGUGGACUGUCUUGGGCAGCAUGCAGUACUUUCUGGCCGAAGGUUCCUGUACAUCGUCAAUCUAGAUGCCCCUUUUGAAGGUCACCGCAAAAUCUCCCGCCAGAGCAAAUGGGACAUUGGAGCUGUGCAGUGGAAUCCUCAUGACAGCUUCGCACACUAUUUUGCAGCUUCGAGUAACCAACGGGUUGAUCUUUAUAAGUGGAAAGACGGCAGUGGGGAAGUUGGGACAACGUUACAAGGCCACACUCGAGUAAUCAGCGACUUGGACUGGGCAGUGUUUGAGCCAGAUCUCCUGGUCACCAGCUCUGUGGACACCUACAUCUACAUUUGGGAUAUCAAAGACACAAGAAAGCCUACUGUUGCACUGUCAGCUGUAGCCGGUGCCUCCCAGGUCAAAUGGAAUAAAAAAAACGCCAACUACCUUGCCACCAGCCAUGAUGGUGACGUACGAAUAUGGGAUAAGCGGAAACCCAGUACAGCAGUGGAAUAUCUAGCAGCCCACCUCUCCAAAAUCCAUGGCUUGGACUGGCACCCAGACAGUGAGCACAUUCUCGCCACCUCCAGUCAAGAUAACUCCGUCAAGUUCUGGGAUUACCGCCAGCCUCGGAAAUACCUCAAUAUUCUCCCUUGCCAGGUGCCUGUCUGGAAAGCUAGAUACACACCUUUCAGCAACGGAUUAGUGACCGUGAUGGUUCCCCAGCUGCGGAGGGAAAACAGCCUGCUCCUGUGGAAUGUGUUUGACUUGAACACUCCAGUGCACACCUUUGUGGGACACGAUGAUGUGGUACUGGAGUUCCAGUGGAGGAGACAAAAGGAAGGGUCCAAGGACUACCAACUUGUCACAUGGUCCCGGGAUCAGACAUUGAGGAUGUGGCGGGUAGAUUACCAAAUGCAGAGGCUCUGUGCCAAUGAUAUUCUGGAUGGUGUUGAUGAGUUCAUUGAGAGCAUUUCUCUUCUCCCGGAGCCAGAGAAGACCCUACACACUCAAGACACAGAUCACCAGCCCAACUCAAGCCACGGAGAAGAAGAUGGUAAUGCAACUGAUAUUCUAGCCUUAAAGGAAGAUCCUCCCAGCAGUUUGCUGGAAGAGAGGAAAUCAGACCAACUAGGCCUGCCUCAGACUCUGCAGCAGGAAUUCUCCUUGAUCAAUGUGCAAAUCCGGAAUGUCAAUGUGGAGAUGGACGCUGCGGACAGGAGCUGCACAGUGUCUGUGCAUUGUAGCAACCACCGUGUCAAGAUGCUGGUGACAUUCCCAGCACAGUACCCCAACAAUGCUGCUCCUUCUUUCCAGUUCAUUAACCCUACCACCAUCACGUCUGCAGUGAAGGCCAAGCUGCUGAAGAUCCUAAAGGACACUUCCCUGCAGAAAGUGAAACGCAACCAGAGCUGUUUGGAGCCCUGCCUGCGCCAGCUCGUCUCCUGCCUUGAGUCUUUCGUGAACCAAGAGGACAGUGCUUCUAGCAACCCAUUUGCACUCCCAAACUCUGUCACACCACCCUUACCGACAUUUGCACGGGUGACCACUGCCUAUGGGUCAUACCAGGAUGCCAAUGUUCCCUUUCCUAGGACCUCUGGGGCCAGGUUCUGUGGAGCAGGUUACCUGGUGUACUUCACAAGGCCCAUGACGAUGCAUCGCGCAGUAUCUCCAACAGAGCCUACCCCUAGAUCUCUCUCAGCCCUAUCUGCUUAUCACACUGGCUUGAUUGCUCCCAUGAAAAUCCGCACUGAGGCCCCCGGGAACCUGCGUUUGUACAGUGGGAGCCCUACUCGAAGCGAGAAAGAGCAGGUCUCCAUUAGCUCCUUCUACUACAAGGAACGGAUGUCUCCUCGCUCUGCCCGGCGACGUUGGUCCAUACAAGCAAUUAACGACUUCCCGAAAUCAAGGAGGUGGAAAAGUAAGCGGGAAGGAUCAGACUCUGGCAAUCGACCCAUUAAGGCUGCUGGGAAGGUCAUCAUUCAGGAUGUUUCCUGCCUCCUUCCUGUUCAUAAGUCACUGGGAGAGCUGUACAUACUGAAUGUGAAUGAUACUCAGGAGACGUGUCAGAAGAAUGCAGCCUCUGCCAUGCUUGUUGGAAGGAAGGAUCUCGUCCAGGUUUGGUCGCUGGCCACGGUAGCUACAGAUCUUUGCCUUGGUCCGAAGUCUGACCCAGAUUUGGAAACACCUUGGGCUCGACAUCCAUUUGGGCGACAGCUGCUGGAGUCCCUAUUGGCUCACUAUUGCCAACUCCGUGAUGUUCAGACCUUGGCUAUGCUCUGCAGUGUGUUUGAAGCCCAAUCCCGGCCUCAGGGAUUACCAAACCCUUUUGGGCCUUUCCCUAACCGUUCUUCUAACCUCACGGUAUCCCACAGUCGAUAUCCCAGCUUUACCUCCUCGGGGUCCUGCUCCAGCAUGUCAGACCCAGGGUUCAACACCGGUGGCUGGAACAUAGCAGGAAGAGAGACAGAACACAUGUCUUCACCUUGGGGAGAGUCUUCGCCAGAAGAACUCCGCUUUGGGAGUCUAACCUACAGUGACCCCCGUGAGCGGGAACGCGACCAGCAUGAUAGAAACAAAAGGCUUCUGGACCCUGCCAAUACCCAGCAGUUCGAUGACUUUAAGAAGUGCUACGGAGAGAUCCUCUACCGCUGGGGUCUGAGAGAGAAGCGGGCAGAAGUGCUGAAGUUUGUGUCCUGCCCUCCUGACCCUCACAAGGGCAUUGAGUUUGGUGUGUACUGCAGCCACUGCCGGAGUGAGGUCCGUGGCACGCAGUGUGCCGUCUGCAAGGGCUUCACAUUCCAGUGUGCCAUCUGCCAUGUGGCUGUGCGGGGGUCAUCCAACUUCUGCCUGACCUGUGGGCAUGGUGGCCACACAAGCCACAUGAUGGAAUGGUUUCGAACCCAGGAGGUAUGUCCCACUGGAUGUGGCUGCCACUGCCUGUUGGAGAGCACCUUCUGAAGAGGUGAUGGUAGUGUCCAAAAUCCCAAAGGACUCUGUAAAAUACUGGAGAAAGCUUUCUGCUGCUGGUGGUGGAAAGUUCCAGAAUCUGGGUUAUCCCCAAUGACUCAGACUGUCACAGCAUCUGCUCCUCAUGGGCCUUUGCCUUUCCUUCUCCAUGGCUGUCAGGGCGUGGAUGGUGCUGGACGAAGGGAGGGAGAGAACAGAACUGGCCACCUGUUUCCAGAGCCAACAUUAGCCUUUCGGAUGUCCUUGAACCAGGAAUAGGCUCUCCAGAUGCCAGUACAAAGGUCACAUCAACUGCAAAAGUCUCCUGAGCCAAAAGACACUGAGCCUCUGACAUCUGUGACUUUGGAAGCUGUACCUUUGAUGAGUUAAUGAGCAGAAGCCUUAUAAAAUGUAAUACUGAAGUGUAAUAUAUGAUGUACUUAGAAACUUCUUUUUCCUGGUCCAGGCGCUUGAACUUGGGGCCUUGCACAUAUUAGUAAGCAGCUGUACCACCGAGUUACAUUCCCAGCCCCUUAAGGAGUCUUAAGAUGUAUAUAUUUUACAGUUUCUCCUCCAUCUGCUUUCCCUGGACUAAUAAAGCGUUAUACUUGUUUAAGAGAGAGAAGAAACAGGAA